AUGUCUACCCAAGUGUCCUCCUUCGACGUGUUCAUCUCUCACACUUGGCAGACGUCUGGACUUCGGAAGUAUUCGUCCCUUCUGCUGCAGUCUGGCUGGAAGGUGGCGACUCUUUCUGGCGUUGCCGCCGUUGCUGCGGCUUUCGCCCUCGGCGCCACAUCGGUGCUCCCAUUGCCUUUCCAGAUAACACCGUUGCAGUGGGACUUCGAGGAGACGUGCCCUUUUGGGCCUUGGGGCUGUCUCUCUGGCAGCUUUGUCACAAUUCUUGGGUUAUUCAUCUCCCCGCACUUCCCGUACCGCAAAUCUUCGAUGUGCUUCCUGGACAUCGUCAGCAUCAAUCAGGUCAACCCAGAUCUCACCGAGAUGGGAGUUUAUGGAAUUGGAGGAUUCCUGAGUGUCGCAGAGGAGUUGCGAAUUCUUUGGUCUGUUCCCUACAUGUCCAGGCUCUGGUGUCUUGGCAACACUUUCACACUGCGGCAGUUUUGA
Molecule: messenger RNA, 486 nt
Organism: Symbiodinium sp. CCMP2456
Lineage: Eukaryota; Dinophyceae; Suessiales; Symbiodiniaceae
Source: the annotation of a GenBank genome assembly